AUGGCAUCGCUCAGGCUUGCAAGAUCUGCUUUGCAGGAUCUCACUGCCGCGGAGGGGUCUUCAGCCCAGUUGCAAGCCUUGAAAAGAAUCAAAUAUGACCUCACUGGGCAUGUCUCGCGCAAGGUCGAAUACAUCCAGAACGGCCUCCUCCCCCAGCUCGCAAAGAUUCUGGCCGAUGUUGCCACUCAGCAAACUGGCCUGGCUGCAGGCGACGCUCAUCUCGAACACGAGGAGUUGUUGACCACCCAGGCUGCCCAGAUCCUUUGUGUCAUUGCCCACGAGGGACCCUCCUUUGUACAACCGCUACUUGAAACUGAUGUCUUGCAAAGACUGGUGUCUUUUCUUCUCCGACAGCUCUCUCCCAGAACCCGCCUAGCCAUCCUCAAGUGUCUCAACGCCGUCGCCGAUAAUCUCCCUUCCGCGACUCCGGGCAGUUGGCCGCAAAGUUCAAAACUCGCCGAUCUCCUGUACUCAAAGAAAUACAUACAAUGCUUUGGAAACAUAAUCGGAAGUGCGAAUGCAACCCUGGCGUCACAACAGGCUUGUGAUUCUGUCUUGGCUCUUUUAUGCAAAACCGUGACGCACGAGGCUCAGAAACGUGCAUUGAGCGAGACGGGGGUCUUGACGUUACUUUCGACCCGGUUGGCAUCAUUUGUGGUCGCUGAAGGGCUCGUGCCUCCCGGCCUAGAGGCUUUUUUCGACGGCGAUGGUAGUAUCCCAACUGCUCUUCCGGAGCCAGCCCCGCCGUGUGCCCACCUUUCCCCAGUUCUAGAGGCGCUAUGCGUGUUGGUAGAGGGCUCCAAAUCACGGACGAGGGCAUUCUUAACAGAUCCUACUAUCAAGGCUGUACUCCCUGACCUUAAAGACGACUUCUCACCGUCGGAUAUCCGAAGGGCGCCGUGGGGAGCCAACUAUCUUUCAGGCGCUGCAGUCCCGCGCUCACGGCUGCAUGGGCCUUUCGACUCUCUUCUCCCAAUCGCACCAAUAUCCGAAAAGGCCAAUGCUGCCCAGCCAGGCUUUCCUCCACUUAGCUCAGUCACGGCUAUGCCCAAGCGCCGACCAUCCUUUCUCCCAACAGCGACCGGAGUUCCAAACCUGAGCUUGAAUAAUCAAGACGCUGCAGAGGAUGUUGAAGAGAGCGCCAUCAUUUCGUGGCUAUUAUACAUCGUCCGGGACUCGCGUGGAAGACGCCGUCUUCUGGCGGCAAGAUUACUGGUCAACCUUCACAGCCUGCAUUUCGUCAAAAAGGAUCGCGGAUCGUCCUUUUCGUCCUUGUUGGUACCGCUCUUGACGCGGAUGCUGGAUCCAGAUCUAGCGCAAAUCGACGCAUCAUAUCAGCCCAACGGGACGUAUCUUUGUUCUGGCAUGCAUUACGCGCGGGCCGUCCCCGCAGUACUAGCUGCGCUUAUAAUGGACGAUCGCGAGAUGCAGAAAGUGGCUGUCGAGGGCAAGGCCAUUGUCAAUCUGUCAAUCGGUUUGAAAAUGACCUUUGAAGCGCCUUCGGGUCGCAAGUCAUCGCCCUGGCGUCCACACAAAUCGGACAAGAUGGAGACCGACUCAAUAACGCUCGGUACAAGCAUCGGUCCCGGGGGGCCAACCUGGACAGCCAGGAGGGAAAUGCAAUAUCGAGAAGGUUGUUUGCAAGCACUAGCAGCUAUUGCUCCAUUUGAGGAGGACUACCGCGAGCAAAUUUGCAACGAGAGUGUCUUGCCAUACAUCAUUCAGGCUUUGGAGCCUUGUGGGACUCAAGAUGACUCGAAACAGGAAAUUGAGAUGGCGGGAAAUUCAGCUUCCGUAAUAUUGGCCGCAUGCGCAGCUGUAAGAGCAGUAGGAAGGUCUGUUCGGGCGCUGCGCACGAAGCUCAUCGAGGCGGAGGUUGCCAAACCGAUCCUCAAGCUGAUGAAUUCGACGAAUCCAGAGCUGAGAAUCGCGGCCACGAAGGUUCUCACCAACUUGGCCAUGGACUUCAGCGCAGUCAAAGAGAGCGUGGGCGAAUCGACGGUAGUCAAGAAGUUGUGCGAGCAGGCCCAUUCGGCAAGCGCUCGCCUUCGGCAUGAGUCGUUGUGGGCUCUUAAACAACUUGUGCUCCACGCCAAAAAGAAGCUCAAGCAGGAGGUCGUGGACGAAUUGGGUUGCAGCUGGAUCAAGCUGCUAAUCAAGACGGAUCCCAUCGACAUCCCGGAGGGCGAAGUGAUUGGACUUGUGGAGAGAGACUACCCUCCGAUCACAACAUACAGGCGUUCUGCCGCCUCGGUGGACAACCCCUCAGACGUCCUCAUGGGGGAAGGCUCAGAGCAGGAUGACGAGAAUGAGGAACACGCGAGUGGAGCUUCCGAGACGACAUCCCAGCACACCGGUGGAUUCGACACCAAGCACAGCGUGGACGAUGACAUUCAGAUCCAAGCACAGCUGCUGGAUCUGCUUCGAAACCUUUUCUGCGGCGACAAUGCUUCCGAUCUGGUUAGGUAUGUCAUUGACGAAAUGGGGCAGGACGACUUUUUUCGGAUCAUGCUCGAUCGACUACGGCCACGCACGCUGGCUGGGCCUACGCGGAAGGAGAACUACACAACACCACCGCCGAAUACAAUCGUUGCGAAAGUUCUGUAUGUCUUGGUACAUAUUGCGGCUUGCGAUCCCAAGUGGCGGAACGUGAUCGCCUCCCAACACGCACUGCUCAAGCAAAUCCUGACCUUCUGCAACCACGCAGACCGAGAGAUUCGGUCAACGUGCUGUUGGAUCGCCAUCAACUUGACGUACGAGGACGACGCGAACGAUCGGGCGGGAUGCAGGCACCGAGCCAUCGAGUUGCAAAAGGUCGGCUUCGUCUCGCAUCUGAGGAAGAUGGAAACAGAUCUCGAUCUGGAUGUGCGAGAGCGAGCAAAGACGGCGCUGCACCUGAUGACGAACCUGAAGUUGAUAGCCUAG
Molecule: messenger RNA, 2925 nt
Organism: Fonsecaea multimorphosa CBS 102226
Lineage: Eukaryota; Fungi; Ascomycota; Eurotiomycetes; Chaetothyriales; Herpotrichiellaceae
Exons: 2
Coding region: 1-2925 (974 amino acids)
Biological process (GO): proteasome-mediated ubiquitin-dependent protein catabolic process
Cellular component (GO): GID complex
Molecular function (GO): protein binding
Source: RefSeq, a predicted model, not a curated record